Molecule: messenger RNA, 539 nt
Organism: Lactuca sativa (garden lettuce)
Lineage: Eukaryota; Viridiplantae; Streptophyta; Magnoliopsida; Asterales; Asteraceae
Source: RefSeq, a predicted model, not a curated record
UAGCCUCCACUAGAGAAAGAAAAUAAAAAACAUACCUUCCCUCCAAUUCUUCAUUUCCACUAUUUUUUGUUUUCCUUUUGAAGUUUAGCAUCCCCUCCCUGCCUUCAUCACCAAAUGCAUACAGAUUGGGGUCCAGCUGCUGUUGCAGUGGUGAUGUUUGUAUUAUUGUCCCCAGGGUUGCUAUUUCAAUUGCCAGCGAGGACAAGAGUGAUAGAAUUUGGUAAUAUGUACACCAGUGGCAUAUCGAUUCUAGUUCAUGCGAUUUUGUACUUUUGUAUUUACACCAUCUUGGUUGUAGCUAUUGGUAUUCACAUUCGUACUUGAAUAUUGAUGAUUCUCGCUCCUUCUUAUAUGCUCUAAGGCUUCUUUCCGUUUGUUUUUAUACAUUUUGUUCUUGUUGGAUAUGGCUUAUGGGAUUUACCUAAAUUUUUGGUAUCUCAUAUGUUGUGCACUUAUGGGAUGCUUUUAGGCAUGUAAUAACUUAUUUCAAUGUUUUUUUCGCCAUGUCGAUGUUUAGAAAAUGAAUUUUGUUGAUCCUA